GUCAAAUUGAUUUAUCCCAUGCAACUCUACAAAAUGUAGACGUCAACGCAUUAAACACCGGCAUAUUAGUGUAAUUUUGUGAACUGUUUUUAAAGUCCGAGUAGUAUUUGCAAUAUGAUUGAGACACUGUAUAGCUUACCCUUCCAAAUCUUGGUGCCUCCAAAUAUUAAAAUUCGACGACCGGCAUGGUUUCGUAAACCUUCCCCAAUGGUUAUGUUUUCCAUUGUGCUACUGUCGUAUUUUCUCGUCACCGGUGGAAUUAUAUACGAUGUAAUUGUGGAGCCACCGAGUGUAGGAGCUACGGUAGAUGAACAUGGACAUUCUCGGCCCGUCGCUUUCAUGCCUUACCGAGUAAAUGGUCAAUAUAUAAUGGAGGGAUUGGCUAGCAGUUUUCUAUUCACUAUCGGAGGGCUGGGAUUCAUUAUAAUGGACCAAACACAUAUACCAGGAAAGACAAAUCUCAAUCGAUUUCUUUUAACCGCAAUGGGAUUUAUAUUUAUACUGGUUUCGUUCUUCACAACUUGGCUAUUUAUGCGUAUGAAAUUACCCAGCUAUUUGCAGCCAUGAGUAAAACCACCGAACAUGGUAAUGGCUGGUUUCUCGAACAUUUUUUUAUGCAAUUUUGCGAUCUACGUUAAAUAAAUAUUAUAAAGAAGUCCAAAAGCUAUGUCUAUAGUGUACAUUCUUACUUAAUAAUUUAAAACAACUGGUAUAAGUUAAA
Bactrocera oleae (olive fruit fly) is the source of this 721-nucleotide messenger RNA. RefSeq names its product putative oligosaccharyltransferase complex subunit CG9662. The record is from RefSeq and is a predicted model, not a curated record. NCBI's taxonomy places the organism in Eukaryota, Metazoa, Arthropoda, Insecta, Diptera, Tephritidae. Gene Ontology annotation, cellular component: oligosaccharyltransferase complex.